Messenger RNA from Emiliania huxleyi CCMP1516, 4365 nucleotides. RefSeq lists its product as hypothetical. The record is from RefSeq and is a predicted model, not a curated record. NCBI's taxonomy places the organism in Eukaryota, Haptophyta, Isochrysidales, Noelaerhabdaceae. The coding region runs from base 1 to 4365 and encodes 1454 amino acids. The transcript has 12 exons.
AUGCGCCAGGUUGUGCUCGGCCUGCUUGCGGGUGUCUCGAUAGCCCAGGGCGGUCCCACUCUCAUCGCGGGCGCUACCCGCGGCUCGGACUCGGUCAAGCACGCCUGCCUCGACGGGCACUCGACGGAGGCGGCGCUCUCUGCGCUUCGCGGCUUUGAGACGGACAAGCCGGUGAGCGUCGAACUCGCCGGCUACGGCGCGGACGUGUAUGGGUGGCACGGGCCAAACGCCUCCGCGGCGCUCGGCGACGACGCGUGCGCGGAGGCGGCCCACAAGGAGGCGUGCAUCAUGAACGUGUGCACGUGCGCGACCAGCGAGUUUGGGGACACAAACGACGAGCGCUGGGCCUCGGCCUUCAACUCGCCUGCCCUCGCCUCGGCGAUGUCCUCGAUGCUCGUCCUCCUAGUCCUCGCGUGCGGCGCCUUCUGGCGGCUGGCCGUGGGGAGCGGACGGCGGGUUGGCGCGGGGGCGACGGCGAGGCUUUCGUGCAGAGCGUCGAGCGGGAUCUCGCAUCGCACCGUUGCGGCCACCCACAAGCCGAGCGCGAACGAGGAGCCCGGCCCGGCGGCGAGCGCCGAGGAGACGGCCGCCCCGGCGGGCCUCGACGAGUGGAAGCCCCCCUCCCCGCUCCGCAAGAUCGAGCGCAAGGGCGAGUCCAACCUGAUCGAUCGCUCCAAGAAGACCACCAAGAGCCUCACCCCGAUCGGCCGCGUCGACCCCAACGGGUUCGCGGCGCUGCUCGGAACGGAAGUUGACGAGAAAGACCUCGCUGGCGUCGGCUCCGGGUCUGGCGCCGUGGAGGAGACCCCGCCGACCUCGACGCGCUCCGGCUUCCGCUUCGGCCAGGUUUGCUCGACAAAGCUACUGUGCCACAAGGGGCGCGCCAUGUUCUUCCUCCUGUGGCUCCUUCCAGUCACCACAGCUCAAGUAGACUACGCGAGCCCGAUCCAGCUCGGCUUCCUCUACGCGCAGAGCCCGGCGUCGUGGCUCGUCGAGUCGCGCUCCCAAUUCAAGCUUGCGCUCGACGACGUCAAUGCGGCUGGCAUGCUUCCGUACAAUAUAUCCUACGUCACGGCCAACACGCGUGAGCAGGAGUUCUUCGCGCUGAGAGGAUGCAUCGAUCUGCUCGACGACUCGAGCGUGAUCGGAAUUGUCGGCACCGGCUACUCGGCCGCGCUCUCUGCCGCCGCCGCCUACGCCUCCGCGCGCCAAAAGCCCAUUGUCUCGCCAGGCGCAACGCGGGUGACCUUCACAGACAAGACCAAGUUUCCCUACCUCGUGCGUAGCGUCGGGUCCGACGCGACAGAGCUCGGCGGCAUGGUCUUCGCGAUCGAGAGCCUCGGCUGGAGGAGCGUCGUCGUCAUUUACUCGGUUGAUUUCAUCACGGCCGCCUCGUACUUCCGAAACGCCGCACAGGCGCGGGGCAUCGACGUGGUGAUCGAGGCGCGCGUCUCCAGCAGUGGUGAGAAGUGGAAGACGUUUGUCGCCCUCGAGGCCGUCCGCCACUCGGGCGCGCGCAUCCUCGUCUCCAUCACCAGCAGCGCCGACCAGGAGGAGCUGCACCAGGCCGCCGCCGAUAUCGGGCUGCAUAACGAGGGCUACGUCUGGUUGGGCUGGAGCGCGUCCUUCACGUCCACGAUUCCGCUGCCCGGCUACAUCUUCGUCCAGGCCGCGGCCGCGCAGCCGAGCGCCGCAGCGGCGGCAAGCUUCCUGUCCCACUUUCAGAAGGGCACUCUGACGUACGACGAAGCAAUCCACGGCUCCUACAAUGCAACGAGCGGGGCGCCAUUCUACGAUGCGGCACAUGAGGGGGUGCGUUGGGAUACGGACUACGCGCCGGUCGGCGACGGCUUACCCGACCAUUGGGGCAAGUGCGUGCGCCGCGACGCGGCGCGCGUGCGUGCUGCGCCCCCACCGCACGCGUCCUGCUGCCCAUGGCUCCGGUGCACCCUGCCGCUCACGCAGCGCGCCCUCGAUCGCAGGUACGUCUACGACACCGCAUGGCUCUACGCGCAUGCGCUCAAGCGCCUCGCGGAGGCGGGUACGUCGCCGCACGACGGCGAGGCGCUCCUCGCGGCCCUGCUCGCGACGUCCUUUGAGGGCGUGACCGGCCGGCUGGAGAUCUCGCCCGCCGACCAGGACCGCGUACAGGGCUUCCAAUUGCACUCUCUUGUCCCCGAGAACCUCAACGCCUCCGCCGCGCGGAACUCGAGCGCCGUUUCGACCGCGCCACUCGUCGACGUCGUCGCUGCGAACAUCAGCUACCUGUGGUGGCCGCUUGGGUAUGUGCCAUCCGACGGCUCGAGCGCCGAUGCCGCCAGCUGCUCACUCGAGUGGCCCCUCGGCCAAGAAGUUUUCGUCGGUCAGUCGGCGACGCUGAGUGUGUCUCUGAACAACGCGUUUCGGAGGCCCGUCACGGCGGCCGACGCCACGGUGAACAUCACGAUCGUUGGAGAUCAGUCGUGCGCCCGCGUGAUGCCUCUGCCGACGGCCACAGCACCAGUUGGCAGCAGUGCCAGCUCGAUUCGGGCGUUCACCGUCGAGCUGCUUGAGGUGGGCACGUGUGCCAUUCGCGUGCAUGUGAAGCACGGUGCCCCGCCGCCUGCCUUCAUCGGGGCGAUUGAGCUCUCCGUGAGCCAAGAGACGCUGCCCGACAUCUUGUUUGGCUUGACCCUUACUCUCGUGCUCCUCGCGCUUGCGGCGGGCGGCGAGUACCACCUCUUCCUCUCCCACACGUGGAGCAGCGGCCAGGACCAGGUGCACAUGAUCAAGCGGCGGCUCGCCACGCUCGCGCCGAAGAUGAAGGUCUUCCUUGACGUCGACGACCUCGAGGAGUUCGGCACGCUCGCCGACAACGUCGCCGCCUCGGACGUGGUGCUCCUCUUCCUCUCGCGCGGCUACUUCGCCUCCAAGGCUUGCAAGAUCGAGUACAUGGCCGCCUGCCGGCUGGGCACGAGCCGGCCGUGCUCGUGCACGAGCGCGCCGCUCGAGGAGCUGCGCGAUCAGUGCCCCGACGAGUGCCGCGCGCACCUCUUCGGCAGCCGGGCGGUGGUGCCGUGGCUCCGCUCCGAGGUCUUCCAGCUGGUGACGCUCAAGAAGAUCGUCGCCGUCGUGCUGUCCGCCGACGGCGGCGAGGGCGCCACGGGCAAGCAGGCGGGCGGAGGGGAUGAGAUGGCCAGUGUGGCCAGCGAUCCGUCGACCCGUUCCCGAGAGUCGCGGGUCGGCGGAAGCUCGAGCGGCAAGCUCGAGCGAGCCACGAUGGCGUCGGCGGAGGCGGCGAGGCGGGUCGCAGCGAGGGCGAUGGCGCGCACGCCGGCCAAGAAGGAGUGCGAGUCGGGCGACCUGUACUUGCACAAGGAGCUCAAGCCGGCGGCGGGGCUGGGCCCUGGGCCUGGCCUGGCGCUCCUCUACUCGCGACACAACCCGGGCGCGCGCCUCGUCGCGUCUCAGCUCGCCGCGACGGUCGCCGGCUGCGUCGCCGUCGAGGCUCCCGCGGGCGGUGCCACGAGCGUUGGCGGCGGGCGGGUCUUGCCGCUCCUCGUUCUCAACGCGCGCACCUUUGAGGGCGCUGACGGGGAGGGGCUGGCCGUUUCCAACAGCCCGUCUCAGACAGUCUCACGUGGCCACCAGGCGCUUGCUAGAGAGGUGUGUGGCUGGCGAGCAGCCUUCAAGGAGACGGUGUGCGCCGCCGAGCGGACGAGGCAGCGCCUAGAGGCGGCCAGCGGGUUGGCGAAGCUGACGAAUCGACUCGAGGAGCUCACGGGCGUGGACUUCGACGGCGACGGCGACGUCAACGAGAAGUGCCUCGAGCGCGGCUUCCUGUCGCUGGCCUCGAACGUGCAGAGCGGCCAAGUCUCGCUCGGCGAGGCGUCGGGCCGGGCGCAGCCCAAGCACGGCGGAGCGGUGGGCGAGGCUAGCGAGCGCGUGCGCUCCUCGUCCUCCGCCUCGGAGGCGGACUCGGAGCCGGAGGAGCCGGCGGGCGGCGUGGAGAUGGGCAGGCUGCUGCUCGUGCACAUGCUCGAUCCCGAGGACGACGGCUGCCGCUUCGAGCAGGUGAUGGCCCAGACCCCGCAGCACCUCGUCGACGACAAGCUCUACUCGCAGAUCGCGCUGCCGUGGUUCCACGCGCCAGACUACCGCGCGGCCGCCCUCGCGGCGGCGGAGCAGCGCGCCCGUGUGAUGGGUGGCCGGGUGGCCGCGGGAGCUGCCACACUCGCCCGGACCGUCCCCCUCUGGGGCCGGUUCCGCAGCCUGCGAGAGCCGACAGCGCUCUCCGCCGUCAGCGGGGCCGUGCCGCGGGUGCCUACUGCCGAGUGCCACAAACACUGCGCCGUCCCGCCACCACCGACAGGCUGUCUUGUGUGA